AUGCAAGCAGGCUUCCUGGAUCCUAGCUAUUUCGAGCAACCGCGCAUCUUUGGCGCCACGGCCAUGCGGGAGAUGUAUGUCACCGUCAACGACGAGCACCUGAGGCCAUCGUCUACUAACGCGAACCGCAGCAGCUCGCCGGGCUGGCUCGCUCACUCUCAAGAUCAUAGCCGCUGUCUGCAGGUGAACGAUAAUGAGCACCAAUGGCAUCGCGAGGUGGAAGCAUAG
Messenger RNA from Colletotrichum higginsianum IMI 349063, 228 nucleotides. RefSeq lists its product as uncharacterized. NCBI's taxonomy places the organism in Eukaryota, Fungi, Ascomycota, Sordariomycetes, Glomerellales, Glomerellaceae. The coding region runs from base 1 to 228 and encodes 75 amino acids. The transcript has a single exon. The record is from RefSeq and is a predicted model, not a curated record.